UGCUGUCACCUUCGACUCGUAACCGGAAGCUCCAUAGCUCAACAUGACAGCGCCCAGCGGUCCCACGGAGCCGGCUCGGGUCUGCGGCUGGCCACACAGGACCUUACUGUAGCUCAGACUGACAUGGGACUCACUAACUAUCACCAGCUGGUUUGAUUCUGGAGGCCAUCUUCCUGCCUAAGUAGUCCUGGCUGGUCUGGAACUUGCUAUGCCUAUAUAGAUCAUCUCACCUCAAACUCAGAGGUCUGCCAGCCUGGGUCUCCCAAGUGCUGAGAUUACAGGUGUGGUUGAAUCUACAGAGACAUGAGCUGGGUGCAGGUCAACUUGCUGGUGCGAAGCCUCUCUAGGGGCUGGGGAGGCCUCUGCAGGUCUGCCCUCUCAGGAACUCCCUUUGCUCAGACAUCUCAUAGCUCUGACAUCACCAACAUCUUGAGGUCUACUCAGCAACCCAAGCUUCACUCUCACAGAUUGAUGCAGUGGUAUCCUGGGACCUCCUACCUUCCUGCCUUCAGAGCCAGUACCAUACAACACUGCCAGGUGUCCCUCCAGGCUCUACGAGGCCUCCACUGUAGUGCAGCUACACACAAGGAUGAGGCAUGGUUGGUUCCUCGACCCCCGGAGCCCCAGAGGAAGCCCAUCAAGGUUCCAUCAAUGCAUGAAGACCUGUUCAAGCCAUCAGGAAAUGGGGAGCAGGACAAGGCAAGCUUCCUGAAUGCAGUGCGCAGCUUUGGGGCGCACAAUGUGCGCAAGCGCGGCCACGUGGACUUCAUCUACCUAGCACUGCGCAAGAUGCCAGAGUUUGGUGUGGAGCGGGACUUGUCAGUAUACAACCUGCUGCUGGAUGUUUUCCCCAAGGAGGUCUUCCGGCCCCGCAACGUUAUCCAGCGCAUCUUCGUCCACUACCCACGGCAGCAGGAAUGUGGGGUCGCAGUCCUGGAGCAGAUGGAAAGACACGGGGUCAUGCCCAGCGCAGAGACGGAGUUCCUACUGAUUCAGAUAUUCGGGCGCAAAAGUUACCCCAUGCUCAAGUUCCUGCGGAUGAAGCUGUGGUUCACCCGAUUCAAGAAUAUCAACCCCUACCCAGUGCCCCGAGAUCUUCCCCAGGACCCUUUGGACCUGGCCAAGCUAGGCCUGCGACACAUGGAGCCUGACCUCAGUGCUAAGGUCACUGUCUACCAGAUGUCUUUGCCCACUGACUCGACAGGCAUGGAAGAUCCCACACAGCCUCACAUUGUAGGAAUCCAGAGUCCAGAUCAGCAAGCUGCCCUGGCCCGCCACAACCCAUCCAGGCCUGUUUUUGUUGAGGGCCCCUUCCCUCUUUGGCUUCGUAAUAAGUGUGUCUACUAUCACAUCCUAAGAGCUGACCUGCCACCUCCUGAGGAAGAGAAAGUAGAGGAGAUCCCAGAAGAAUGGGAGCUGUACUACCCACAGAAGCUGGACCUGGAAUAUUCAAGGAGUGGUUGGGACGACUAUGAGUUUGAUGUGGAUGAAGUGACAGAAGGUCCCGUCUUCGCCAUGUGCAUGGCUGGUGGCCAUGACCAGGCAACAUUGAUCAAGUGGAUCCAAGGCUUGCAGGAGACCAACCCAACCCUGGCACAGAUCCCGGUGGUAUUCCGCCUGGCCAGGUCCACGCGGGAGCUCCUGACAACCUCAAGGCUGGAGGGACAGUCCCCUCCCCACAGUUCUCCCAAGGGGCCGGAGGAAGAGGAUGAGGCCAUUCAGGUAGAGCAGCAGCAGGGGCAAAAUUGAGUCAAACAGAGCUGGCAUGAGGAGAAAAGACUGGACUGGUAUGAAAUAAUAUGGAGAAAAUAACAAAAUCAAAACCUCUUCCCUGGACCUGUGGCUUCCCUUCAUAUGUUCGGCAUGGGUUCUUUUGGGUUUACCACCUUGGGACCCUCCUUUUUAAAACUUGUCUUUUUAAAAAUUCCAUUUAUAGCCGGG
This is a messenger RNA of Mus caroli (Ryukyu mouse), 1941 nucleotides long. RefSeq names its product ECSIT signaling integrator (gene Ecsit). The record is from RefSeq and is a predicted model, not a curated record. NCBI's taxonomy places the organism in Eukaryota, Metazoa, Chordata, Mammalia, Rodentia, Muridae. Gene Ontology annotation, cellular component: mitochondrion. Gene Ontology annotation, biological process: cell surface receptor protein serine/threonine kinase signaling pathway; innate immune response.